GAAACCGAUUCGGUUUAGGAGUCUGGGGAGCGAGCGAGCGAGCGUACAUAGCGCCCGGGACUCUCUGCUGCGUCCCCACCUUUCUCGGGAAGGGAGCUUGCCAAGUGCUCCAACACCCUGCUGCGUGGGUCAGGCAGCGAGCGGAAUCCGGAGUGAGACCGGACCAGCACCGAAUCUGCCGGGAGCCCCGGCGCUUUCCAGACCGGGGAGCCAGCCAGCCCCCUCGGAGUCAGGGCCCCUGCCGCCCCCAGGGGGAGAAACAAGUGCUUGAGAGCCAGCCUGAGCCUUUGGGAGUCCCCAUGUCGUACCCCAGGGCUCCCCCGCCCUACGAUGACAAGAAUCCCCUCUACCCCCCGCAGCCUGGGGGCCAUCCGCAGCCCGGAGCCUAUCCCGGGGGCUACCCGCAACCUGUACCCUAUCCCGGGAGCUACCCGCAGCCUGGGGGGUAUCCUGGGGGCUACCCUCAGCCAGGAGGAUAUCCCCACCCAGAUGUUCUGGUACCGCUCAUAUCAACACUCCCGAUGAACCAAGGGAACAUCUGCAUCCUCACCAGCUUGGGGGAUGACGUCGUCAGGACGAUUGACUGGGACGACAAGAGAGUGCGACACGCCUUCAUCCGCAAGGUCUACACCAUCAUCUCAAUCCAGCUGCUGGUGACCGUGGGCAUCAUCGCCGUGUUCACCUUUGUCUCCCCCGUCCGCACCUUUGUGCAGGGGAACGUUAUUGUGUACUACUCCUCUUACGCUGUGUUCCUGGUCAGCUACCUGGUGCUGGCCUGCUGCCCGGGCCCCAGGAGAUGCUUCCCCUGUAACCUCAUCCUGCUCACCAUCUUUACGCUGGCCAUGGCCUUCAUGACGGGAACCAUCGCCAGCACGUAUGACACCAUGGCAGUCCUGAUCGCCAUGGUGAUCACUGCCAAAGUGGCCAUAAUUGUCACCAUCUUCUGCUUCCAGACCAAGGUGGAUUUCACAUCGUGUACCGGGCUGUUCUGUGUGCUGGGGAUCGUCAUCCUUCUGACCUCGAUAGUCUCUGCCAUCGUCCUCUACUACAAAUAUAUUCAGUGGGUCCACAUGGUGUUUGCGGCCGUGGUUGCGAUCGCCUUCACCCUGUUCCUAGCCUACGACACCCAGGUGCUGGUAGGGACCAAGGAGUACAACCUCAGCCCUGAGGAGUACGUCUUCGGCGCCCUGGAGAUCUACGUGGACAUCGUCUACAUCUUCUUGUUCCUGCUGCGGUUCCUGGGCUGUAAAUAAAGCCUCUAGGGGGGCUCCCGGCUGGCAUGGCCCAGGGCCGAGGAGUGCUCUGGGAACACCUUGCUUCCUUCCUGCUUCUGUUCCUUUCUCCCUCCUUGCCCCGGUGUGUGUCACCCAGCCAAUGGCCUCUGGUUUCCCUCCUUCCCCGGGGAGCCCAGCGUGGGAUUCCCACAGUCUGUGCCUAGAGGAGUAGUGGGCAAGACUGUGCCCUGGAGAAGCCCAGUAAUGAGGCUUUGCCCAGCAAUGAAGCCAACGUUGGCAGAUUUCUGCCUGCCCUGUUAAUUGCUCGGCUGCCCUCUGUGCUCCCACGUGGUCUCCCGUCUUUCUUUGCUCCCCACGCUGCCCCCAGGGAUGUGUCAAUGCACCAAGUUCAUCCCCAUAGCAGCCCUCAGAACUCGGUGCCAGGCAAGGCACCUGCCCCCAGACCCACGCACACGGCCCCUCUGCCAGCACUACCUGCUAAGACAAGGGGGCACCUCAUAUUCCCCAAAAAUAGCUGAGAGAGGGCAUUUCUGGACAUCACGCUCCACAUGUUGAGCAGUGAGAUCAGAUCCUGCACCCUAAGGAGAAGUGAAUUCACUUCUCUUGUGGUAGAGAGCAGGCGGGUCAAGGCUUCCGUCUCUCACCUUAACGUAAGCCUGACCUAUCCCGCCCCGUGCCUGGCAAGCAGCGUUACUCCGAAAUAAUUUGCUGGAUGAUUUGAGUUGCCUGGAGCUGCCUGAGAUCAAGCUUGAGACAUGUCAGCCCCAGCUGCUGUUUGGACCCAGGUGAGAUGCCACAGGGGAGGGGAAAGCUCGGCAGAGGGGCAGCACCUUCAUCAGAUCCAAACCCACUCAAAGAAGAGCAGAAAGACAGGGGCUCGGUCCUCGCUCCGAUCCAAGCCCCGGUGUGCAAGCUCCUUCUGUCCUGCAGAGCGCCCUCCAGUGGGGAGAAGCAGAGGGGGCUGCGAUCAAUGCAAGGGGAAAUUUUUUUUACACGUCCUAGAAAUCAGUAUUUUCCCAGCACAGUUGUUACCCUGUGUCUGAGAGUGGGGUUUUUUUAACAGUACAACAAAAAUCUUUGGGGUUAACAAUACUGCUUUGGUCUCUGGUUUGUUACGUGCCUUCAACUAGCCUUAUGUUAAGUUUUUUUUUUUUUUUAAAUCUCCUUAGCUACAGCCUGUGAAGUGUACACAGGAGAGACCCAGGCUGGCUUUUGACAGGUUUCUGUUCUUCUUAAUUCAAUCUAUUUUAUCCUUGGUACGCAAAGGUUUUUGUAUCAAGCUGUCGUAUUGUAUAUUUGACUAGGCCGGAAAGCCAAAGGGCCUUGAAAUAACACCGUUUGACGGGGGGAGGCGAAUGGCACAAGGGGAAUUGCAAAGAACCGUGCUGUGUAUGUUGCUCAUGCUCUCUAGUAAGAGAGUCGCUUAUUGCAGGAGGAAACAGAACUGGGGCUGCAGGAAGGGGCCGCAGGCAGCAUUGUAAGUCACCACCCCUAAUACUAGAGGCUGGAACAGGUGCUGUAAGGGGGGGCGGGAUGGGGCAGAACGCUGCGUUGGAGUACUCUGGCUCCCCCAGGGCAGUGCUGGUGAAGCGGGGGGCAGCAGCUGAACCCAGAGCCGGCUCCCAGCGCCUCCUGGGAAGAGCAGGCUCAGAGCAGGGCGGCUGGAUCAGAAUCCCCAGGCAAAUGGCCAAAAGGGCAGGGUGUGGGCAGGGAAAGUGGGGGUGCAGCCAGUGUCAACCCUUUGUGCUCCUCCCACGACGCUAGCGGCUUGGGCCAGCCUUGUUCACUCAGUGCCUUAAAUCCCGAUGUCCCUGGCAGAUGAUUUGAGGUCAGCACAGCACAUGGCCGGGAGUCGCCCCUUUCACGGGCAGCCCUCCUCAGAUCUGUGCUACGCCCGUCUAGGAAGGGAGACCUGCCCGUUCUGAGUGCCGGCCUGGAGGCAGAGCUGCUGAUGAGCAGAGCCCGGCUCUGUCCUGGCUGAGGGCGGGGGCGUUGGCCAGCUGGGGUUAGCUUUGCUAUGCAAAGGGCUGCCGGGUGCGCUGCAGAGGUUAGUGGAUUGGCUCAACGGCCCCCCGUGCAGGACAGACCGAGAGACCCCUUCUCUGGGAGCGCUCCGCUAGCCAAGUUCGGAGCGGUCCCCAGUCCAUGCAGCAGGGGCCAUGAGGGGAUGGCCGUAUAGCAUAAGCUGUAUUAUAUUCUAAUGCUGCAGCCAGUGGGAGCAGCACGGUCAGCUCCCGGCACCAAAGAACAGGGUGCGCUCAAUAAAGCCACGCUAUGGCAUAAAGAGCUAAUGUGAUCCUGGGAUGUACAGCGAGGGGAGUGGUGAAUAGGAUCAGAGAGGUGAUUGUAGCAGAUCUACAUGCAGCCCUGGCGAGACAGCUACUGGCAUAUUGCGUACAGUUCUGGUGCCCAUUGUGGCCUUACGCCCCAAGUUCUUCACCGUAAUAAUAUUAUAUGCUUUUGGUAUAACUAUGGGGUAUUUUGUGCAAGAUAAGGCAUGUGAGAUCUCAUUGCAAAGGUUGUGAUUUACUAAAUGGGAUUAUCCUAUUUGUGUGCAUGUAUCAUUUUGGUAUCUGAAGUUAGGAAUGUUGUUUAUGAAUCUAUUACAAAUGUGUUUACAUCUGGGGAAUGCCCACUAGGCAAAAUGCAAUCAGUCUAGAUGGCUGGCUGGGAAGGGCCAUUAGGGAAAACAAUCGGUCUUAGAAGAUGCUAAUAUCCCACUGGGGAGCCUUCCUGGGGACAUUACAAACACCCUCUGUCUCAUGGCUGCUAUGGCCCUACAGAGGCAUCAUAGAAUACCAGUGUUUUUCCACUGAAAGGUGUGGGAACUAAAGUUGGAGACAAAGGAUUCCCGCCAUAAGCAAAAGCUAUAUAAGGCAGGGGAGUGACAUCAUCAUGGUUCUUCACUGACUCCCCGCUCAAAGGAGACUCCUGGAAACAUCUGAGAAACAAGGACUGAACGGGAUGUGGGGGGAAGGGCUGAACCCAGGCUAGAGGGGUUUCUAGCCUGUGAAAGGAAUAUUUGGGGUUUUAAGCUGCAAGCAAGUGCAGCUGGCCCUCAAGAACCUCUGCAAACUGCCUAAACCAACAGUUAGGGUGAGAAUUUGCAACUCAUAUCCAACUUCUUUAGUAUAUUAAGCUUAGAUUGUGUUUUUGUUUAUUUGCAAGGUAAUCUGCUUUGAUCUGUUUGCUACCCCUUAGAAUCACUUAACAUCUAUCUUUUGUAGUUAAUAAAUUUAUUUUUGCUUUCU
This is a messenger RNA of Caretta caretta (loggerhead turtle), 4486 nucleotides long. RefSeq names its product protein lifeguard 3. Lineage: Eukaryota; Metazoa; Chordata; Testudines; Cheloniidae. The record is from RefSeq and is a predicted model, not a curated record. Gene Ontology annotation, biological process: negative regulation of apoptotic signaling pathway. Gene Ontology annotation, cellular component: membrane; endoplasmic reticulum; Golgi apparatus.